AUGGCUGAUCGAAUCCUGAAAGGUGCCGUGAAGGGCAUCGCAUCUGGCAUCGGGCUCGUGUCGGAAGGCAUCCACCAUCACAAAGAGAGGAAAGAAGCCAAAACCCAUGCACGGGAGGCCACGGGGCAAGAGAAACACCCCGAGGCUGCUCCAGGAGGCAGUUUUGAAGAAGGAGAUGAAGAGCACUGGGAUCUGGACGAGGCGCAAGACGAGCUGAUCAGCACGUGUUCCGAGACCCCCGAGACCUCGCACCCCGAAGAGCACACGUCCCAACGAGACCAGGCCAACCCUACCAAGAUCACCAAUGCGUUCAUGCGCAGGCAUCCUCUGCCAGCGUCAGCGCCAUCACACACAUCGACAGAACACGGACCUGAUGGCAAAGGUAGCCAGACCGCCGUCGCCGAGUUCCAGACUGCCCCAAGAAUCCCGCUCCCCGUUAUCCUCCCGCAACGCCGACCGGAAGCUCGUGCACGGGGGUUCAUCCGCGCCUACGCGCCUGACCUGGCCGUCAAGGGCAUUGACCAGGAGACGUUCCUCGACUUCAUCGAAACCUUCAACCAGGCCAGUCUCGCAUCGCCGUGGCUUGAUGCCAUCAACUUGGCUGGCUUCGCCACCCUUGCCCUGCCACCGGGUAUCUCGCAGGCCGUGCAGCUAGCCAUCACGAUCAGCGUGACUAUAGCCAAAGAUAUCCAGAGUCGGAAACGACAAAAUACCUUCCUCGACCGCAUCAACGACGAAUUCUUUCGCCCGCGUGGGCUCUACUGCCUCGUGAUGACGUGGCAACCGGACACGCCGACGCUGCACACAUCGGUCGACGUGACCAGGACCGUCGCUGCGCGUAUGGCGACGCCGGAGAGUACGGGGGCCAAAGUCAAGCGUGCCAUGAAGACGUCGGCCGGCGCCAGCGGCGUCGAGUUCGCCGAGUGCGCUCCCCUCGUGUUUCCCGAGCUCGACGAACUCGCCGUGCAGACCGGCGCCGAGGCCGAGUGCAAGCGCGACACCCUCAAGCACUACAAGAGCUUUGCUGAGGUGUAUUUCGAUCGCCGUGCGCAGGCGAAGCACGCUGGCGAGAACCCAGACAGCGCCCUGGCCAAACUCGGCGGUCCAAAACCACAUUUCACCUCCCGAUACGCCGACCCCAACCACCCUGCCAGCAACGGCAAUCUUAUCUCCUUGCUCACCGGCGGCAAGGUCUCGCCGCCUGAUCUGCGAGAAGUCGUUGGCGGGGGUAGGGGCAGUGGCGGUGGUAUAGGAGGGUUCGGGGGGAGAAGAGGAGGCCCGGGAAUGGGAAUGGGCACGGGCAUGGGCAUCAUAGGAGGCCACCGCAGCGGAGGAAUGGGAGAAAGAGGGGGGAUGGCCCUGGGAGGUUUCGGCGGCGGCAGAUUAGGAGGAGGAUGGCGUGGGAGGAUGGGAUAUGGCCAGGACCAAGAUCAAGAAUAUAUGAUGCAACGGCAGCAGCAGGAUCUGCAGUAUCGAGAUCCUUACCAGCAACAGCCCGAUCGCCCAGGCGGAGGCAUAGGCCUAGGCAUGGGACGAGGCGCCGGUGGCAGUCCUGCCGGGCUCGAAGGCCUCGUCGGCGCGAUCAUGGGGUCGGGACUCGGCGGUGGCCGUGGCCAGGGACAGAGCCCCAUCAAGCGAAUUCUCAGCCAGGACGUCCUCUACCUGGUGAUCGUCAACAUGCCGACCGAGGAAGAGUUGGCGGCUGCUCAUGAGAUGAGUGAGCGUGAGCAUGAGCAUGCAUAA
Messenger RNA from Fonsecaea erecta, 1743 nucleotides. RefSeq lists its product as hypothetical. The coding region runs from base 1 to 1743 and encodes 580 amino acids. NCBI's taxonomy places the organism in Eukaryota, Fungi, Ascomycota, Eurotiomycetes, Chaetothyriales, Herpotrichiellaceae. The transcript is spliced from 4 exons. The record is from RefSeq and is a predicted model, not a curated record.